Messenger RNA from Blastomyces dermatitidis ER-3, 3250 nucleotides. RefSeq lists its product as uncharacterized. Lineage: Eukaryota; Fungi; Ascomycota; Eurotiomycetes; Onygenales; Ajellomycetaceae. The coding region runs from base 1096 to 1629 and encodes 177 amino acids. The record is from RefSeq and is a predicted model, not a curated record. The transcript has 3 exons.
GUUAUAUAAUCACGCAUCUAAUUAACAGUAGAUUCCCAAAACGGCAAUUCUGACCUCAACCGGCUUCAGACCAGGAUUUUGCCGCGUAUUUUAUAUUUUUACAGCUAUUAUUUUAACCUUUUCUCUCUCUUCUCCCGGGUCGAGUUGGUUUUGCAUCCAUCCAUCAUUCCAAGAAAUAAUAAAUAAAGCCCUGCUUUUUGAAGUAUCACAGCCAGGCUAGAAGCCACUAAAAACAGGUUUCACAGCCAAGAAUACGCCAUGGUGUUUCAAAGGAUCAUAUUCAUUUUUUCUCCUGAUUUACAUGAAGCAAAGGGCCUCCCAGAUACCAUACCACCGCCAAUAUAAUAAUACUGCCCUAGUUUUGCCUUUCGUCCCCUUAUCGACAAAUAUGAUCAAAUAUGCGGCGGGAUGGCCAUACCAUCUACAUGCAUAUCGCUGCGUAUAUUAUUUAACAUUAUUAUUAUUACCUUGCUCAGUGCAACAUAGCUUGAAUCAAAUCGCCAUUCCCCGCACCGCAAGAAUCCAGAUCCGGUUCUCGCCUUCAAAUAGUCUGUACCACAUUGGCUCCGUUAACAGGAGCCAUUAUUGUUCGUUAGUCCAGUUGCCUUGCUUUUCUGGGCAGGAUGUUUCUCGGGAGGCCCCUUUUUCCAAAUCGCGUGUGUCUCUGUUUCUGCGUUCGAUGUCAAUGACGCGGGCGAAGGCAAAGCUGUGUCCUGGUUCCUCUCUCUCUCUCUCUCUCUCACAGUUAAGUUUCCUGGGAACAAUCGUUUAAUACAUCUUCUCAUAUACGCUCCCACGCUCAUUUUUUUUUAAAAAAAAUUUCAACUCUCCUUUACACUUCGCUCCUCUUCAUCGGGUCCGUUCCGUUUCAUUCGUUUAUACCCACUGGCCUUCAAGCGUUUUCCCAGUUCAAUUCAUUUUUGUUUUGUCCGUGAGGAAUUUUGACGCAUAUUUCGGCCACUGUUUUCGUGUGUGCACCAAAGCACUUUCUUUUCAGAAAAGAAAACACCAAAGAGGAGAAACAAAGCAAUCGUUAAUUUUUUAUUUUUUUUUAAUCUAUCCAUUCAUUUUGCUUUUCCAUUCUUACUGCCAAAUAUGCAUUCGUUUAUUUCUCUAUCUGCGUUCCUCACUUUCUUUUUCGCUAUCAUGGCAAAUGUAAAUGCAGCCGCCUCGCCGCAAAAUGAUAGCCCCAGCAAAUGUGAUGCUCAGAAUAUUCUCGAGGCUUGUGUGGAAUCUACCACAGCCAUUCUCAAAAGCUGCCCUGUACAGGACUGGGACUGCCUCUGCACCCAUUACAGCAAUGUCUUGACCUGCUACAACAACUGCCCCAAGGACCAAGGCCGACACGCCGUUGAAUCGUCAAAAGUCGCCAAUUGCAACGCAGCGAAACAGUUCAGCACAACUCGCUCGUCUUCGUCGACCUCAAAACCCACUGCUACACAAACUUCAGGUACCGCUGACAAUGCUGAUGCGUCGCAAACUUCGGGCGGCCGCAGGCCUACCGGGACAGGUCCAGCGUCGGAGACGGAGACGCCGAAUGCCGCGCCGGCGAUGGUGGCUAGCGGGGUUGAGAUGGGGUUGGGAGGGCUGGCCUGGAUGUUGAUUGCGGGGGUUGGGUAUUUGAUGUAAGUGCUUGGCGGGUGGGUUGGUAGUUAAAUGGUGUGGCUUGGGCGUAUGAAGGAGGAGGGUUGGGGGGUGAUUUAACCGUUUGCAGCAAACUGAAGCAGGGGGAGAGCCAGUAAUUAAGGUUGAGGACAUUAGUAUCUUCUUUUUUGACGCUGUAUGGGCGAAGGCGAGUUUGAGCCUGUUGGUAGGAUUGUUGAAAAGUGGUUGACCUGAGGGAUUGAAACUGCCAGGGGUAACCUGCUCACUUUUGCUGCAUGUUCCAAGGGGAAAUAUAGCGUGAAUGUGCUGAAUUAAUCAAAACUGAUAGUGGGAAGCUUAAGGGGCUUGUGGAAAUAAUUACUGUGGAAUUUUAAUAGCUUUGUUCUUGAUUAAUAUAGUUUAUUAGAUUAUUUAUUUCGGGUCUGAUUUCAAUUCGUCCUUUUGCUCCAGGUAUUCAUUGGUGAAAAUGAAAGCAUGGCAAUUUGUAGUAGAUUGACUUCGGUUUCAUACACCUAGAGAUGAAAUAUACAGGUAAGGCGAUAGUUUAUAUACUAGCUUGUCUCCCAAGCACGCUCCCCUAGGCUCCGCUAUGAAAUGCAUCAUCCUCUCUUCCUUUUCCCCCUACCUAAAUUCACAUCUUUCGUUUCGGCCGCGCCUAGAUCAUCGUCCACUUUACCACCAUCUAGAAGCCCCAUCGUCGAUGCCUCCUCCAUCCUUUCAUCAUAUCCCGACACCCCGAGAUGGCCAAUAACAAACGCCACCCUCUCAAUAUCCAACACUGAGAAGCUUUCGUUCCCGCCCUCCCCAUUACCCCGGCCCUCUCCUAACCCCUCCUUUUGGUCAGGAAUCUGAUUAAUCCUGCCUCUAAGUUCCCUCACCGCUUCCCAUAACUCUCUAUAUUCUUUCAUAUUAUAUUUGAUUUUAGUCUCUUUUGUUGCUGGUGACUUUCCCUUGGAUCUCUGGCCACCUUCUCCUCCACCGCCGUUGUUAUUACUACUGUUGGGGAAGUCAUGCGGGUACUUAUCCAGGCAAAGCCAAUUGAAAAGCUCAUCGCUAAAAAACGGGGCCGCAUUUAUACUCGUGUUGUAUGUAGCAUCUGACGGUGCAUGGCAUGGGCAAAUGGACAGGAAAAGAGAUGCCGUGGCGGGCCCCACGCCCCUCAGGGGCCCCGUCAGUGUCUCGAGCGGAGUGCUGGGAAAAGCCUCGCCUCCCGUAUUAGAUAGCGCGUCCUGGAGUUGUGAGAAAGCAAUCGCGGUAGUGGACUUGACGAGGGAGUCUGGAUUUGAUCGUAUCAUGCCCAUGAGGGCUGGUCGGUGGGAGCCAUGCUUGCUGUGAAAAUGGUACAUAUGAGCACAUUUUUUGUUGCUGAGGGGACAAAUGGGAACCAAACAGACUGUUUGGUUGGUGGGAAGGGAGGGAGCAUACAGUUUCCAGCUCAUAAGAUUGACAAUCUCAUCCUUCUCCAGAAACGCUCCCGAAAGGGGCGAAGCAUCAUCGUUCUUUGAUACUUUUACUUUUUUACUUGGUCUUUUCGCGGCGUCUUUACUGGUGUCGGCGCCAGCGGCAACGCCAGCCCUAUCUCUCAAUGUAGCAGGAAUCGACUCAUAGCGCAGUUUAUCCAAUUUCAAAAAGGCUUCGACUUCCG